This is a messenger RNA of Zychaea mexicana, 1533 nucleotides long. RefSeq lists its product as uncharacterized. Lineage: Eukaryota; Fungi; Mucoromycota; Mucoromycetes; Mucorales; Lichtheimiaceae. The record is from RefSeq and is a predicted model, not a curated record. The transcript has 6 exons. The coding region runs from base 24 to 1052 and encodes 342 amino acids.
CCAUAAGUACAAGUAAUCUUACAAUGGCACGCUCGACGAGACAGCAGCAAAAGCGAAAGCGGGACGAUUUAGCAACGCUGGAUAAAAGUUUUAUUGUGAACGAAGAACAGGAUGAUGCCGCUGCUGAUGAGCUUCCGCCAACUAAAAAAGCGAAAGAAUCCAUGAAAAAGCUCGAACACAAAGCAGAUUAUGCGCUGAACGGAAAAAAGGAUGAGAAAAUGGAGGUGGACGUGUCAGUUGAAAAGAUAGACGUGUGGAUCGGUGCUACGAAUGCAAACAAGGUUGGCCUUUAUUACGGAACAGCUGCCGAUGAACGCAACUGGACAGGCGUGCCUGAACUGGAGCCUGAAUCAAGAAGCUUAGAGGAUGCUUGCGUUUGGGCUGCUAUCCAGGCAAUCGAUAGAUGCGGUAGCGAGGUCAAGCCUGUAUUUAUCUAUACGGACUGUGGUGCUUUAUGCACAUCUGGUAAGACACCUUUUCUGUUUCCGGUAUCGGUUCAAAAGAAAAAAACCAAAGAAAGAACGGCCCUUAAACGAGAUGAGCUUUCUGCAGAUGAAAAUCGCAAUCCAUUACGAGAGAAACUCAAUGAGAAGAUUAAGCAGCGAAGCGGAACAACAGUCAUUCUACACACUUUAGCAACGACCAGCAGCCAGCUUCAAGAAGCUCAAGAGCUCGUUGUAGUCAAGCAGCUGCAACGAAAUGAGACAACAACGGUAGAUGAUAAAGAAGAACGGAAGAAUGAAAAACAGAUUGCUAAAAUGGCCGUCAGUAACAACGAUGCAUCAGUACCAGUGCAAGAGUCAAACGAAAGACUUGAAAAGGAUACAGUAUUGCUUAAAGUAAGCGAAGCAAAAGUAGCCCAUACCCAGGAGACGAUGGUGCAGCAGUCCAAUGACGCUGCUGCUGCUGCUGAUGGUGACGAUGGAAAAGAUGCAUCUGCAGAUGGACCUACGCCUGCUGCUGCUGCUGCAUGGAAGCCGACAGGUGGACUUGCGAGAAAUCUCCUUGAUAUACUCAUGUCGCCCUUUGUCCGUAAAACCCGCACCCGUUAGUUAAGCAAUCCUCCUCCCCAGUCCCUUUCUUGUCUGUUCUCGUCCCGUCACCCCGUUUUUGGUCUUGUUCAUCCCAUCAAUAUCUCUUAAUCCUUUCUCUAUAUAUCCACAUAUACUUUUUCCUCGGCAUGUUGGUACUAUUAUUUCUCUACAGUAAAUAUAUAUAAUAUUUUCCUAAAAAAGAGCGAGUCGUCACUGUAGAGAGACUUUGAACUGAUGAAGGUUGAAGUACCGCAUAUGUUGUUUCUGUUGCAUUUCAUUUAACUAAAUUCAAAAGAUGUAACUCUUCUUUCCGACAAAUCGAAAAACCUUUUAAUUAAGUCUAUAUAUGUCACCAUUUAUACGAAAUGUUUAAUAAAAAGAGUGAAUUAUGACGGCUGCUAUGCUUGUAUCACCAUAGCAACGUCGCUCCCGGCUGUUAUGUAAUAUGGCGGGAAAACCAUGGUAACCAGCCAACCCCGACGGGAUGGUGAAAAAAGCA